This is a messenger RNA of Silurus meridionalis, 1538 nucleotides long. RefSeq names its product myostatin a (gene mstna). The transcript is spliced from 3 exons. Lineage: Eukaryota; Metazoa; Chordata; Actinopteri; Siluriformes; Siluridae. Gene Ontology annotation, cellular component: extracellular region. Gene Ontology annotation, biological process: SMAD protein signal transduction. The coding region runs from base 188 to 1309 and encodes 373 amino acids. The record is from RefSeq and is a predicted model, not a curated record. Gene Ontology annotation, molecular function: growth factor activity; cytokine activity.
UGUCUCGUGUCCAAUCCUGUCUGAUACACACUGUAGGCAGUCCCGGUAUAAAAGGCUCGCGCUCCUUACCGGAGCCUCUCAGAUGAGCGCGCGGGAUCGCCAAACAUUAAAGAAGGUUCCCUGGUAACAAAAUAGCUAAACUUUGGAUCAAAGGGUCCGCGCGUGGGCCCGCUGAACAUCCCGGAUCAUGGUCGUGGUAAUUGUGCUGCUCAGUGUGUUGAGUGUACUGGGAGCGGAGGGUCAGAGCGCGAGCACGACACUGCGUCCCCUGGGGACCGAGGACAGCGGACAGUGUUCAGCCGCGUGCGAGUCCCGACAGCAGAGCAAACUCCUGCGCCUGCACUCCAUCCGCUCGCAGAUCCUCAGCGCGCUGCGCCUCGAGCGCGCCCCGAACCUAACCCGUGACGCGGCGCGGCAGCUCGUGCCCAGAGCGCCGCCGCUGCUCGAGCUGCUCAGCCGGUACGAGAGACACAACGGCAGCACGGGAGAGGACUACGAAGAGGCGGCGGAGCGCGAGGAGGCCAGCACCGAGACCAUCAUUACCAUGGCGACGGAACCGCACAGUGUAUCUCAGACCAACUCUGUACCGCGAUGCUGCAUGUUCUCGCUCAGCCCCAAGAUUCUGCCGGACAACAUUGUGAAAGCGCAGCUGUGGAUCCACCUGCGUUUGGGCAAAGAUGCGACGAGCGUCUUCGUGCAGAUCUCGCGUCUACAACAGCCCAUCUACAGCAACCCCCGACCCAAAAUCCUCUCUCUGAAGAUCAACGCCGACGCCCAGACCAACCCGUGGCAGAGCGUCGACUUGAAGCAGCUUCUGCAGUCGUGGCUCAAGCAGCCCGAGAGUAACUUUGGCAUUGAGAUAAAGGCCUUCGACAGCCAGGGGAACGACCUGGCCGUGACCUCUGCUGAGUCGGGGGAGGAGGGGCUCCAACCGUUCCUCGAGAUCAAAAUCAGCGAGGUGCCAAAGCGCUCCAAACGAGAAUCCGGCCUGGACUGUAACGAGCGCUCUUCGGAGUCACGCUGCUGCCGUUACCCGCUCACCGUGGACUUCGAGGACUUUGGCUGGGAUUGGAUCAUCGCACCCAAGCGCUACAAGGCUAACUACUGCUCGGGCGAGUGUGAGCAGGUGCACCUGCAGAAGUUCCCUCACACGCACCUGGUGAACAAGGCAAACCCGCGAGGCACGGCAGGGCCCUGCUGCACGCCCACCAAGAUGUCCCCCAUCAACAUGCUCUACUUCAACCAUCGUGAGCAGAUCAUCUAUGGGAAGAUCCCUUCCAUGGUCGUGGAUCUCUGCGGCUGCUCCUGAGAGAGAUUCCAGCUUCCCGUUUCUGCCGUUAAUCCUUCUGAUAGAACGCACGGCUUCAUUGGGAACAUAGAGGAAUUCUGCUUCAUCUCUGUCACAGACCUGCGCAUGAAAAUAUUUCACUUUUUUCCGUUUAUAGCUACAUCUGCGAUAGAUCAUCUUCUUACAUAUAACUCAUUCAAUAAACACUCGAUCCCUCACAGAUAAGACAGACAAAACACAGAUACCCAAA